AUUUAUAACUGAUUGUGAGAGACCCUCGACAAUUCAUACGUCGCAUAUCCAUACACGCUCGACUGUUCUUUGUAUUGACCCACCCACACCCCCAUUCGCGGAGUAUUCGUCUCAGAUUGCUCUCAACUUUCGUGGCCGAUCGUCGUCGGAGGAGACAAAGAGCCAAGUCGAGCGUCAAAUAUCUACCUGCCUGCUUCGACUCGUCGUCGAGUAUCGUCGAGAAUCAACGGAUCGAUCAUGCGGCAGCGCGUAUUGCGUUUCUGUGCGACGCGGGGUCGUCGCGGGAACGCAGCGCCCUGAGAAAGGAAAAAGGGAUCCGCGAGCGAGGAUCUCGGACGGACGGGACUGUCAGAUUGAUCGCGCAUUCAUUCGCCUGGGCGUCACUGGAGGCGUAUCGGCACGACACAUCGUGGCAUGUCGCAUGUCCCGACGACGUGCCGAGAGAUAACUUAUGACAGGUGAAUGUUCUAUCCUGGACGGAACAAUGACUUCGGGUUACUUUGCUUUGCCGAUUAAUAUGGACAGAGUGUGCAGGAUUUGUCUCACCGAGGGUACUAAUCUAUCGCCGAUCUUCUCAGCUAAUCAAGAAGUAAACAAUUUCUCAGGUCUCUCUCAGAAGAUACAAGUCUGCGGUUCAAUCGAGAUACAUGAACAGGAUGGAUUACCUUCUUUAAUAUGCGACGUUUGUAUUUAUAAGGCGAGCGUUGCGCACGAAUUCAGACAACAGUGUCAACAUUCUGAUACAAGAUUACGCAUGUACUAUAAUAAGCCUGCUAAAUGUAAUAUCACGGAUUCUUACACACAGACGGAUCUACAAACGAGAUUUGUGCUAUCGAAAAAGGCAGAUCAUAUUGAAGAGGAUUAUUUUGUGAAACAAGACAUGCAGGUCGUCGCAAAUCCACAAGAAUAUAUCCAAUCCACUGACUCGUUUUCCAGAGGCGAAAUCAGUCUAAAUACCAAUCAAAUUCAUAUGUCAGAUGACAAGCUGUUUAUAUGUUCUAUUGGAUUUGAAGGGAGUAAGGAGGAAGCGAAGGAUUCUUGCAUAUCAGAGAACGAGGUUCACCAGAUGACAAUUGUGCAGGAAGACGCACAGGAAGAUGCGUCUAACAUUAUGAAUCUACAAAAUAAAGAUGACGAGAUCAAGGAAGUUGAUCAGUAUGUAGAGAAGGACAGUACAGAACAGGAGGAUUUUAUGAUGUUGACGAUAACAAGCGAGCCUAUAAUACCGUUUGAUCAUUUCUUCAGAGUUAAUUGGCAAGGCGAGGACGGCACUGCCGAAAUCAAUAAUCGACUGAUUUACAUUGUAUCCGCAGUGAAAAGGAUUGAAAGAUCGCAGAAGCAAAGGAGAAGCGUACACCGCCAGAUCAUGCGCUACACGAAACCGUUGGAAGUGGAGACGGUGAAUUACGAGACUUCGCGUUAA
Molecule: messenger RNA, 1423 nt
Organism: Formica exsecta
Lineage: Eukaryota; Metazoa; Arthropoda; Insecta; Hymenoptera; Formicidae
Exons: 5
Coding region: 452-1423 (323 amino acids)
Cellular component (GO): nucleus
Molecular function (GO): zinc ion binding
Source: RefSeq, a predicted model, not a curated record